CUCAGUGUGGCGUACUGUACAGGCUCCAAUGGUAGAAUGACCCUGCCUGGGAUGAGUGGAGCUCUGGCACUUCUUCGACAAGAAAAUAACUGGAUCUACAAGUCCCUAUUGCUCGUGUGUACAAGCAAGACCAACACAACAAAAGGUUCACUCCCACUCUAAACGCUACCACAGUCUAGCUAGUAGCUAGCAGCGCACAGUCUGCAGUAGUACGAUACCUGGCCGAGUGAGUCGAGUCGGUAUCGACGAGUCGGUAUCGACCAGUCGGUAUCACAGCAGGAUUCCCCACACUCUUCACUCCAUAAAAAUCGAAUAAGAACAACAACAUCAACACACAAUCAUCAUGACAUCUCCAGCAGGACAAGAACAACUCAAGGCUCCGGUCGGUGAGGAUUUGACUAGUACUGAUUUCACAGCCUCCACUUCUACUACUAGCAAUGAUGAUUCCAUGACAGAACGGUUGACCCGAGUGGGGUUUUCUUCGAUUCAGAUCCGAAGUUUUGAUCGCAUACUCGGAGAUAAUCCCGAUGUCCGCAGUGGACCUCCACUGAGCAUUGGAUGGGACUAUGAAGAAGGCGAUGUGAUGGAUCUAAAUGCCUACGAACUGGGAAAGCGAUACAAAGAGGACAAGGCAUCGUCAGAAGAGCCAGUCACUCGAUUGACCAAUGGCACCCGACGCGAUAUGUUGAGAAAGCUGGGCGUCCGCAUCGAGGAAAUCAUUGAGGCCGAGAAUGAAGUCUACCGCAUCAAGAAGAGCCGUCAAGAGACCAUGAACCAGAGCAAGGUUUACGAGCGCACAGAAGAGAUGUUGCAAUCUGCCAAGCGGAAGCUCAAGAGAAGAUUUUUUGCGCCCAAGAACUCCAACCCACAACCUCUUGCUAAAGCUACCACAGCAUGAGACUCAGGAGGUUACGCAAAAACGACAAUGGCGGGGUGCACCUAGAAACUUGUACACUAAUAACUAAUAAAAGCUAUAGAGACUAUUACAUG
Messenger RNA from Seminavis robusta, 990 nucleotides. The record is from the annotation of a GenBank genome assembly. NCBI's taxonomy places the organism in Eukaryota, Bacillariophyta, Bacillariophyceae, Naviculales, Naviculaceae.